This is a messenger RNA of Mya arenaria, 1240 nucleotides long. RefSeq lists its product as uncharacterized. NCBI's taxonomy places the organism in Eukaryota, Metazoa, Mollusca, Bivalvia, Myida, Myidae. The transcript is spliced from 2 exons. The coding region runs from base 111 to 1208 and encodes 365 amino acids. The record is from RefSeq and is a predicted model, not a curated record.
CUUUCGAUCUCAAUGUUAAUGAUUAUCGUGUGAUAUAUGCACGCGCAGGUUUGUGGGACGCUAUAUUGAAUUAUUUACGGGUUACCUGUAGACGGCACAACAGAUGUGUUAUGAAUAUGUUCGAAAGGAAUACGAAUGAGAUCGGAAUGCUGUCUUACCUGAGUUCAACUGAUUUUACCUUGCUUUUGAGAGCAAUUACACUGCAAGCUAUCAUCAUAACUUUGGUGAUACCCAUAAGUGCAAACAACAGUUCACAUGGUACCUUUUACUUUGCAAGCAAAACCUGUUCCCAGCACGGAGAACUGGCGUAUAAAUAUAUUGUGACAACUACUCUACUUACGGAUUACAAAGUGAACGACUGUAGUCUCGCGAACAGUUUAGGACUUAACGAUGGUGAAUCAUUGUGGAUACAUCUUCAAGCUGAAUUGGGAAAUUAUAUCACAUACCACGGUUGUGCCAAAUCAUUACCCAAGGAUUUCACUUUGAAUUUAACAGCAAAACCUUCCUUGUUUCAAUGUACUAAAGAGUGCUUGGCGCGUGGAUCAAUGAAUUACGUAAGUUUCCAUAAUGCCCAAUGUUAUUGCAUGGCUGAUGACCAUACGGUCUUGGAUUGUUCGGGAUCAGGUCAUGCUGCCGUUUACCGCAAAUUUCAGUCUGAUGUAGAAGAAAUAAAACACAGAUGCAUUGUUGCAAAACUGAAUAACAGGCAGUUUGGAUACACAAGCACUAAAUGUUCUGAUAAACAUUCAGUAGUGUGUGUGGAUCACAGUGCGCAGUCAAAGCUCCAACGUAACUGUACGAAGUAUUACCAUACAUCUUCUGAGAUCGGACGAGAUUUUUGUGUUCCAAUUGGAACACACAUCAAAGAUGAAAUGAAGGAAAAAUGUUCAAAGUACAAUGGUAAAUUGACCCCGCACAUAUAUCAAGGUAUUAGCCAUCACCUGGAUGACGGAUUGUACUUUCAGGACAGUUUUCUAACGUUUGAUCCACAAACUCCUGGAGAGUAUUCCAUGCCCGAAACUUUUCUAGCAUGCUUGUCAAUCACAAAGCAAGGUUGCACGCUGAUACUGGAAACAGACAAUUGUGACAAGGUGAAUAGAUAUCUAUGCAAUGCGGACAUACGCAACAAGCAGACGGGAGCAGCAACUCGCAUGGUUUCCAAUACAUUGUAUUGUAUAAUGCUUUGUUAUUUGUAUUUUGCCAUAUAGUAUGGUUUAUUGAUUUAACACAUUUAAUCGGA